This is a messenger RNA of Venturia canescens, 6514 nucleotides long. It is a transcript of the gene Liprin-gamma, whose product is annotated as liprin protein kazrin. Gene Ontology annotation, molecular function: protein binding. The record is from RefSeq and is a predicted model, not a curated record. The coding region runs from base 848 to 4462 and encodes 1204 amino acids. NCBI's taxonomy places the organism in Eukaryota, Metazoa, Arthropoda, Insecta, Hymenoptera, Ichneumonidae. The transcript is spliced from 17 exons.
UUUAUUCCAAAGGUCUAUUCGUCUACGAAAGUUGGAGGGUUUUUUCGUCGCUCCUUUCCUCCUUUGUACGUCGCGAACACUCGCGUUUUCUCGGAUCACGGGGAGUGAGAACAUUCGCUUUUCCCACAGGAGUCAAAGCUGCCCGGCUUCUCUUCCGCACUUCAAUUUAUUCUUCCUCACCGCGCGCCAGCCAGCUUCUUCACAGUUUUAUCUCGUUUUCAUAUGCUUAUAUAGGCACACUUUUUUAUAGACGUAUAUUCUCGUUUCUCUUGCUCCUUUCUCGUGUACGGCUCGAACCCACACGCCGUCACUUCCGCUGUCUUUUUCCUAUCAUUGAAACCACGCCGGAGACAAUCCGAUGCAAUUCCAUUCCCCUGCUCCCGUGCCUCCGACUCUCUCCCUCUUUGUCCAUCCUCGUAAAAACUCCGCUGCGGCAUGAAACCAGGAAAAUGCUGGACUGAGCAUUUUCUUCCACGCGAUACCCGCGACGUGUGCACUCGAAUAUAUUGCGAUCGUGAACAAAGUUUACUUUGUGCCUGUGUCAUAAGUUUCCUGAUAAAUUACGGUCGCUCAUAUUUUCCGCUGAAUCUGUGCCUCCGUAACGUGGAUAAAUAAACGUCUCCGCGAGGUGCGUCGAAAGUGCGAAAUCUGUGGACUCCCUCUUGAUCAAAGUGCCAAACGUUUUGUGGAAUAAAGUCGGGGUUUUAACAUCGAAGCGCUGUCAAAUAUGAUUCGGCUACGGGAGCAUUCGUCGAAGCUUUGAUCCCGCGAGUGUCUUCAACCUUCGCGAGUACAGAGGGAAUAAAAAACUAAAAGAAAAACUGAUAAAUAGUGAGAAAUAAGCGAUAUGAGCGCGGUGAUAGAGGAUGCUGCUAAAUCACGAGCCGGAGUAUUCUCGAGGGCUUUUGCCAAGCGUGCUCAGCCCUACGAGGAAGCUCUGAAAAGCUUGAGCAGCUUGAACAAAGAAGGUGAAGGAGUUGGCAUCGAGGAUGGAGCUGCAACGCACCCCACCUUGGCCUUAAUGCGUCGCAUCCUCGCAGAUGCACAGGCAAAACUUCGCGUGAUGGUGGAGGAGAACGCAGCGACGGGUGCCCGGCUUGACGGCGAGCUGGAACGCGCCAGAGGCGAAUGUGCAACUUUACGAGGUGAGCUGCGCGACGUCCGAGGGACUCUGGCAUUAAACAACAAUCACACGAGCAACGGAGCUGCCGCCGGAACCGGCAGCAACAACAACGCCACGACGUCGACCGGCGCGAACCCCCCCGGGGGCGGUGGCAACGCUGCCCCCAACACAGCGCAAGAAACUAUCGUCGAAUCUCAACCACAAAUACAACAAGAAGACUCCAAAAGACUCAGCGCCGGAAGCAGUCCGGUCGACAAACGGAGCUCCGCAAGCGACAAGUCGGCCAGCCCGAUCGACAAGGGAACCAGCCCAGUCGACAAAAAGGAUCGCGCCAGCCCGAUCGAUCGACGAGCCAGUCCCAUUGAAAGACGAAAUGGCUCGCCGUGUCGAAGUCCCAGUGAAAAAGCUCGACGGCCUUACGCGCCGGCGUUGGAGAAAGCGCGCUUAGGUGGUUCCGGCGGUAGCGUCGAUUCGAGAUCCGGAAGUGCGAGUCCCGAUCGCGGCUCCUCCACGAGCAGAGCAGCCUUCUUUCAACGUGGCAGCAGCGAUCGUUCGAGCGUUGAGAGAUUGAGGAUCACCACCAAUCGAGACUCCAUUCGUGGCUCCAGCAAGGACUCGAGCGAAAUCGAAAAGGACGUCAAGGAUAUGAUCGACGGUGACGUCAGAGCUGACGAGGACAACGAACCACCCGGCCCCGCUCCGAGCAGCAGACCGACCUCACCGAGCAGCAGCCUUGGACUCGUGGGUGAUCCUGUGGUGGCCUCGAGACUCUCGAAUAUUCAUGGCUCAGUGGUCGUCGGACCUCACGUUGAGCUCGCUAGUGCCCGAAGAUUAAGACUCGAGAACGAGAGACUCGUUGCCGAAGUAGCAAGACUAAGAAGAUUGUUACUGAGCGGCGCUGCGAGAGGCGAGGUCGGCAGCGACGAUGCUGCCAUCGAAGAGGAGACGAGAUUCGUCGCCCUUGAGAUGGAACUUCAGCGAGCUAGAGAAGCACUUCACGAACUCAAGGUCGAUCGGAAACGACUCAAAGCCGAAAAGUUUGAUCUACUCAAUCAAAUGAAAGCACUUUACGGCACACUCGAAGAUAAAGAGCGCGAACUACGUGAUUUUAUACGAAAUUACGAACAGCGGAUGUGCGAAAACGAGGCGACCCUUGGACGCCUAACGCAGCAAGGUGCAGGCUUGCCAGCCGAAGAGCGGGAACGGGAACGAGAGCGCGAACGCUGGAGUCUCCUGAGAGCGGCGAGGGACGAAGCCGAUCGCAGUCUCAGUCUGGCUGCCAGUCUCGCCGAUAAAGAAGCCGCUCUUUCCCACGCUCACAGUACUAUCAAAGAACUUCAACGUCAGUUGUCGGAGAGAGGCGGAAGUGUCGGGGGAAGUGUGAACGGUACAGCGACCCCUGGCGCCGUCAGUAGCAGUGGAAUUGGGGGCGGAAGUGUGAGCGGUUGCGGUAUAAUAAUUCCUCAUCUGGGCUCUCAGCAAGCACUCGUCGGUACGGAGCUUUGCGUGAAUGCGGGAAGCGGAGUUUCCAGCACAGGUGGUGGACAAGCCGGUGAUCGUGGAAGUUGCAGCGCGGACAGCGGAGUCCGAGGCUCGAGCGAUCGGGAGAGUGGUGGUGCAACGAGCGUCGGGGGAAAUCUUUCGGACUCAACGACCGACGGCACGCCGACAAUAACGGUCGAGGGAAGUGGCCUCGACAUGGACAGCAUCUCCGUCGUUUCUUCCGUAGCACCGCCUCACAUGUAUCAAUCAGCUACCACCCCCAAAGACUGCAGUCCGACGUUGUCACCGCUCAACGCCUUUUCAAGAUCGAUGGACAACUCUUCGCUGUCUCGCUCGGUUGAGCAACUCUCUAGCCCUAUGGAAUCCGAGCCUCGGAGAAACAAACAACCGCCCCCCGUCGUCCCACCCUCGGCACAUGCCAGAUCAUCCGCUACCAGGGGUGGCCCUUGGGGAUCUAUCUCAAGAGUUUUCGCACGCUCGCGACACCGGAAAACUGCGAACAAUUCAGCCAGUGGUUUGGCUGGCAGUGGAGCCGGCAGUGGAAACACCGGAAACGAAGGCCCCGAUGGCUUCGACCCUUACAGAUCCUGGUCCCCAUUGACCGAAGAGGGAUACGCCGAAAAACUACGAUUACUCAGGGAGGCUGCCUCGGUACCGAUGGAACGAUGGCGCGCACCCACGGUCCUUGCCUGGCUCGAGGUCGCCCUUGGUAUGCCUCAGUACGGACCACGAUGCGCUGAGAAUGUCAAAUCCGGCAAGGUUCUACUGGAACUGAACGAUGCUGAAUUGGAGGCUGGUCUGGGUGUGACUCAUCCGCUGCAUCGAAAGAAACUUCGACUGGCAAUCGAGGAGCAUCGACAUCCCCGUCUUGUGCGUUACCCGUGCAUAGCGCAACUCGGUCACACCUGGGUAAGCUCCGAGUGGCUUCCUGAUCUCGGACUGGCACAAUACUCCGAGAGUUUUGCUACGAACAUGGUCGAUGCGAGAAUGCUUGAUCACGUCGUCAAAAAAGAGCUCGAAAAGCUCCUUGGUGUGACGAGAAAGUUUCACCAAGCUAGCAUAAUGCACGGUAUCAAUUUAUUGAGAAUGCUGAAAUACGAUCGUCAAGCUCUCGCCGUUCGGAGACAUCAGUGCGAACAGGUUCACGAGGAUCCUCUAGUUUGGACCAACCAAAGGUUUAUCAGAUGGGCAAGAGAUAUCGACCUCUCUGAAUACGCCGACAAUCUCAAAGAUUCGGGUGUUCACGGUGCCCUGGUGGUUCUCGAGCCUUCUUUCACAGGUGACACGAUGGCAACCGCCCUCGGUAUACCCCCGGCGAAGCAGAUGAUACGACGACAUCUAACUGCGGAAUUGGAAGCCCUUGUACUGCCAGCAAGAAGUCAGCUGGAGGUCGUCCCAAGGAAUCAUCCAGGAGCACGCCCGAUGAGCACUGUUAGCGCUGGUGGAAGUUUGGGACGUGGAAAUCGAUCGCUCCACCUUCAACAUCACCAAAGCUCCCUCUCGGCUCUACACAUGGCUUCAGCAGCGAACAACUCUAACACUAUUGACAGACGCCGAUCGAGCCUCAGGUUGUCCUGGAGGAGCUCUCAGGGCUCACUGAGUCGGGCGUUCGGCCUGCGUCCGCGGAGCGAAAAGGCGUCGCCGUCAUCCUCCUCGGACACUGGCAGUUUGGCGAGUCAGUGCCAGUACAUGAGCAGCAUCCGGAGCAACUCGCCACCGCCGCCGCAACUGCCACCAAGACCGAUGACGACGGGCAGUGGAAAGCGGCACCGUCGCGUAAAGAGCAUCGGUGACAUCGAAUAUAUAACGAACGCGCCGGUCAGUACGCCGGUCUGACAGGAGGACAGGCCCCACCAUCCGGGGCCUUACAGAAGUUUGAGCGAGCGUGGUUACUCCUCGUCUUAUUCGUCGUCCCAGUACGGCUCAUAUUCGGGCUACAGCAACGUUCUGGCCUCCGAUUACUACUGUCAAGGGCCAGCGAGCAGCAGCAACUAUUAUCAGCUCCAGGGUGGUUAUUAUUCGCCACAGAGCUCGGGACCUCCGUUCCCAGGAGUCCAGCGAUACGGCAGUUUGGCCGAAGAGGCUUGGCCGGCGACGAGCAGCAAGGAAGGCGACAGUCCUGAAACAGCGGUGAAAACGAGUUCGAGAACUUACUUGGCUUAGCUCGUUGGUAUCGUCGAAUUUUCCAAAAGUUUCAUCGACAAAAUUCGACGCAAAUCCGCUGCCACUAGGAAAACCGAGCAAGACCAAUAGUGCGCGUGAAUUACAAAAUUGCAUGAAAAGUAAACGAGUUGUAUAUUGCUCCUUGCAUUUCGUCAAAGAGGAUCACAUUUUUGUACGGGACGUUGGACCAUUUGUUGCGAGGGCUCGUUUCCUCAGUCGGGUAUAAAUAUCGAGCGUUCAAGGACCACUCGAAUCACGUCUGACCUUCGAAGAAGAGAGAUGCUACUUAUCUGCUUUAGUUUGCAUUGCAACGUCGUCAAAAACUCUACUAUUUUCGACACUUUUUUAGCAAAUGAUAUUACACGAAAUUGAUCAAUUAGAAAACAUUGAAGAAAAAGACUUAUAAGUGUUGUAAAAGUCGAGGGAAUCCUUCGCGGAGAGUGGGAACGACGAGAUCAUUUUCUCGAAGAAUUCAGUUUGAGAGAAACAUUGCGAUCAAUAGUGUCGAAGGGACCAGAUCCGUUGCAGGGCGAAGGACAAACUUUGUUCGAGUUGGUGUGAGAGUUCCUCGUAUAUUGUAUCAUAAGACAAAUAUUCCAAUGCAUUCCAUUAUAUGUAAGUCGGGGAAGAUGAAGUCAUUUUAAAAAUCAUUAAACUCGCCGGAUCGAUCGCCUCCAACUGCGAAAACUGUACGAUCCUCAUAUACGAUGCCCUCGUGUGAAACGUGAGGCAUCGAACAUUCUCGGAGCUUCUGUGACUAUAAAUCAGUUCGAUCGAGGGCGAACGAACUUUUUCGUAACUAUAUAAAGUGCUGAUUCACGUAAAAGGUUUAUCCGCACGCUUUUCUGCUAUUUCUCAGAGUGUGCUUGUUAUUUUGAAAAAAAAAAAAAACAAAACAGAAGAGUCGAACGUCCAAAGUGAAUCUGAAGAUCGUUUGUUUUUUUACGGUUUAAUGUGUCCUCUCAAGAUUAACUCGUCAUCGGGAACAAUUUGUAAAUUAUCAUAAAGUAUCAAAUUGUAUUCGAGAGCAAAUAUUUAUCAUGCAUGCGAAAACUAUGUAGCUGAAAACAUGACGGAUGCGUAUGACGAAUUUUCAUUCGUUUUGCCGAUGCAUCGUAACGAUCUCAGAAUCGUUGCACGUUUAUUCUUCGAUCGAAAGAUAAAGAAAGAAGAAUCUCACGUACAUAAUGCUAAUUUUGUAGAUAAUACUUAAAUUCAUAUAUAUUCUUAGAUAAUACGUCGAAAACCGGUGUGAUUUUAUUGAACGAGCAUUCUUCCAUGCGAAAAGAAGAAGAAAAGCGUAUGUCGAUAUCGAUGCCGAAGUAUUAUCGCCAUUUUACUAGAUAAAAUGCGAAUGAAUACGCGAGAAAGCGACGCUUUACUUUUUGUGUAAAAUAAUUUCGUUCUAUCAAAUUGAUUUAGAAUGAUAAAUACUUGACUGAAUAUACAUGCACACAAAAUAAUAUUUUGCGGUGACAAAGUCAUUGUCAGAUGAAUCCCUAAAUUAUUACGUUUACAAACGAAGUUCUUACGAACGCACGACGAAUGUCAGUGAAAUUUUCUCGAAUCGUUGAAUGUCGAAUUUUGGUUUGAAGAAUAACCAAUUCAAAAUGAAAUGUACAUGUGCUCCAUACAGAAUGUAUAUAUGUUUUUGUGAGCUGUAAUAUUAUUGGACUUUGACGCAAGAAUAAAUGAAUUACCUUGAAGAAGGUGCGAUAUCAAAAA